GAUCAGUAUUCCAGUUCGGACUGUUCGGUGUAGUGGUGUCGGUGUGUGUGCGUUGUUUACGUCUUGACUUAAAUAUCAUACCGGUCUAAAAGGAGGUUAUCAGUGAAUCGAAGCUUUUGUGUAGUGUUUGUUCAGUGUUGUCAGCUGUUUCCGAUACGUGGUAUGGAGUGGUAGCCCUGAAGAUGAGGAGUACAGCGGCGCUCGUAUUGUGGCUGUGUCUUCAAGUGAAUGGACAGUUCCGGUCCCCGCGCAUCACCGAGCACCCGUCAGACAUCAUAGUGCCGAAGAACGACCCGGUGACCCUGAACUGCAAGGCAGAGGGGAAGCCGGAACCGACCAUCGAGUGGUGGAAGGACGGACAACUGCUGGACACCGAUACUAAAAGCCAUCGGGUCAUCUUGCCCGCAGGAUCACUAUUCUUCCUGCGCGUGGUGCACGGGAAGAAGGAACAGGACGGGGGCGUAUACUGGUGUGUAGCCAGGAACGUCGCGGGCUCCGCCACCAGCAGGAACGCUACGCUGCUUGUUGCAGUGUUAAGGGACGACUUCCGCGCGGAGCCCAAGGACACGCGGGUGGCGGCGGGGGAGACAGCGCUCCUGGAGUGCGGCCCUCCCAAGGGACACCCUGAACCUACCUUGCAUUGGAAGAAGGAUGACGUCAUGAUUGACAUAGAAGGCUCCAACAGGGUGAGAAUCGUUGAUGGAGGUAACCUGAUGAUUUCUGAGGUCAGGCAGAGCGAUGAAGGAAAAUACACGUGCGUCGUCCAGAACUUGGUCGGCUCUCGGGAGAGUGUUCCUGCCAAACUAACUGUUCACGUGAAGCCUUACAUGGUGACGGAGCCGCAGGACAUGACCGUGCUGCCCAACCAGAGUGUUCAGCUACAGUGUCGUGUCGGAGGGGAUCCUCCCCCUAAGAUCCUCUGGCGACGAGACGAUGGUGACAUGCCGGUCGGUCGAGCGCAGAUACUCGACGAUAAGUCGCUCAGCAUUGAGCACGUUACACUCGACGAUGAGGGUAUCUACAUCUGCGACGCAGACAACCUCGUCGGUAGUAUCUCAGUCAGGACCUCCCUCACCGUGCACUCUCCGCCUGCUUUCACAAAACGGCCUCAAGACCAGAAAGUGGGACUCAAUGGAGUGGCCAAGUUUGACUGUGAGGUGGAGGGCAAUCCCAGACCAAGUGUGUUCUGGACCAAAGAAGGAAGUCAGGUGCUGAUGUUCCCGGGUAACAGUUAUGGGAGGUUAAAUGUCAGUCCUCAAGGAACUCUUCAUAUCCAGGGAGUCCAGAGAGAAGACUCCGGGUUCCUUGUGUGUUCUGCGCUGAGUGUGGCUGGCUCUGACACUGCCAGGGCUUUCCUGCAGGUGACAUCUCUGGAAGAUGUGCCCCCGCCACUGGUGGAGGUCGGCCCCACCAACCAGACGCUACCACUGCAGUCCGUGGCCAGCCUGCCGUGCCAGGCCAGGGGAGAGCCCCCACCUCGUGUCAGGUGGUACCAUAACGGCAGCCCCAUUGAGCCCCGCAGCUCCCCCCGCAGAACUGUCCUGCCUUCAGGCACUUUGCAGAUCGAUGACCUGCAGACCAGUGACUCUGGACUGUACACCUGCACAGCCAGUAGUGACAGUGGGGAGACAUCAUGGUCUGCCUCACUGACUGUGGGGGGCCUGGCAGGAGGGUUCCAUCGAAGUCCCGAUCCUGCCACCUUCCCCCCGCCACCCAGCGCUCCUCGCAUCCUCAACAUCACUCAGAGCAGCGUCACCAUGUCAUGGGAUCCACCAUCCGGCCCGCUACACUCUCCUCUUAUAGGUUACACCCUAGAGUACUUCAGUUCAGACCUGCAGACAGGCUGGGUAGUGGCAGCUCAUCGAGUCAACACCAACACCAUCAUGAUAACUGACUUGAAGCCAGACACCUCGUACGUGUUUGUGGUUCGUGCAGAGAACACACAGGGUGUAUCGGUGCCUAGCGAGGUGUCGGAGACAGCACACACUCAGGGGACACACCUGCGAGAUGUCCCCGUCCACCAGAUAAAUGAGGCUAGAACACGACUUGCCACCAAGGUUAUACAGCUGCUGAGUCUCACACCAACCUCAUCUACUGCUGUUAGGAUUACAUGGGAGAUCGUAACCGCUGAAGACUAUGUGGAGGGUAUCUAUGUGAGGUUCCGGGAUUUGUCCGGGGGAGCCAACCAAUACAACAUGGCCACAGUUCUCAAUGCCGGGGCUCUCCACUACACUGUGACCAACCUCCAAAAAUACACAAAGUACGAUUUCUUCCUUGUCCCCUUCUUCAAGAUGAUUGAGGGCCAACCAUCCAACUCCAAGGUGGUGCAGACAUUAGAAGAUGUGCCCUCUGCUCCUCCUGAAAAUGUCCAGCUCGGCUGGGUGAAUGCCUCGGCAGCGUUUGUGAAGUGGGCCUCUCCCCCGCCCCAACAUUACAAUGGGAUUCUUCUCGGCUAUAAGGUUCAAGUAAAACAGAACACGAAGGUGAUUUCACAAAUGACUGUGAAUGCCACUACUAUGUCUGUGAUAUUACCCAACAUCUCUGUAAUGGGAGUUCAAGGCAUGGGUGUACGCGUGCUGGCCUACACUGCGGUGGGAGUUGGUCCUUACUCACCCAUGGUGAGUCUGGCGGACGCCCUGCUUCACCCUGCUGCCCAGCCCAGCCACCCCGCCUCCGCAUCAGACACUAUCUUUGUCUUGAUCCUUGUCUGUGGUGCCAUCUUCAUUGCAAUCGCCGUCUUUACUACUUAUUACCUCAAGCGGCGACAGAGUCUCAAGAAGGAGUUGGGUCAUCUGACAGUUCCAGUGAUGAACAUGAAUGACCUGGGCCUUAUGGGUGGUGGAAAGGACACAUUGUGGAUGGAGCCUGGAUGGGGUGCCAAGGGGCAAGGUCAAGGUCAUCUAUCAGACAGCGAGUAUGCACAAGUAGAUGCACGUGGGAUGUCCACCUUUUACAACACACGAAAGGAGUCUCUCGGCAAUCCAACCCCAUAUGCAACAACUACCCUCGUCAACAACAUGGUUCCCAACAACCGUCCAGACUCAACAGAGACUGGGCCACUCAUUGUUCCAAUGGCGAUGAGUUCAUCAUCAGAAGCGAAAACAUCAAGUUCUGGUGACUCGUGGACCAAGAAAGAGAUGAACCUGAACCAAGACAAUAACCAAGAUUUCAGAAAUAUGUCCGAAGGUGUUCCUGUGUAUAUUGGUGAAACUGGCCAAUACAAGGGGCGGUUGUUUUUACCCCCACCUCCCCAACAUCCUCCACCACCACCCCACCAUGGAAGCGUGGCGGUUUUCAAUCAGAACUCUCGUGUUUGUGGCAGUCCUCAAGCCAACAAGAGGUUUGCCAACAGUGGCCCUACGAUCUGCUGCCAAGAGAAUUCGGGUGGACGUAGUGGCAGCAGUUGCAACAGUUACGCACCAUCCUGGCUGACAAGUCAGAGCACGCGGGAACACAGGCAUCCGCCACCACAACAACACCCACCACCGGUACCCAACUAUCCACCUAGCUACUCAGGGUCAGGUAAGAACAGAGGUCACCGAGAGCAGCCACACAGCCAUCGCAGCAACUCUAGUCAGUGUGACUGCCAAGAGAGUGCAUCUCUGCUCUACUCCCACCCUCACAACUCAUCACAAUGCCACCAUGACUGUAAUGCCAUGGACCGAGGUGUGCAGAGCUCUCUGCCCAGUUUACACUCCGAGGCCCAGUACCAACUUGUGGACCACCAUAGGGAGGACGGGUAUCGGUGGCGUAGAGGUGAAGGAGGAGGAGUCGACUACGGAAGCUGGGAGGGGGAAGAUGCCAGCGACACCUGUUGUUCCUGCAGUGAAGCCUCUUGCACAUACGCUCAGACCAAUCGUACACCUGCCAUGAGUCCCCUCACAUCUGACUAGGUUGUGGAAGACCUACUUGAAGACUUGAACACUGAACUUAGCUCGAACACGGUCAGUUUGUCAAUAUUUGAACUGGAAAUAUAAUUUUAGUUUUGAGAUCUAUGAAUUCAAGCGAUAAUUGAAAACACGCUCUGGUCAAAUCUUAGAACCAGUCAGUUUGUGACAGAUAACUACUCAACUCAUUAUUUAUGAGAAUUUUAACAGAUGGUCCAGGUAUCAGCUACUUUUAAUUAAUUAUGUGCAGUUUUGAUUACUUAUUGAAGACUUUCCACAUACCGUUAGUGCUACGCAUUAUUGAAAGAUCGUUGAGCUGGAAUAUAACUGAAGUGUUCAUGGAUAAAUGAAUUUCAAGCGAACGCAUUUGAUAUUUCUAUUCGAUUUUUAUGAAACCUUUUAAGCAUAGUUCAUAAUUUAUCAAUAGAAUUUUUGUAAAUUUUGAAACCAAAAGGUUCAUUAGUGGUAGUGAAGAGAAUUUCAUACGAUUUUACGAGAUUUUAAUUUUGAGGUUUGUGCCUUCACCAGAGGGUUGAGUGGUGACAGAAUCAUAUCAGCCAUUCCUACCUUUGUAUCGUUAAUAUUUAAUUACUCUGUAAUGUAUGGACUAGAAAUAUCAGCUUCUGUGAUAUCAAAUUUAAGCAUUUUUGUAUGUAUUUGUGUUUUGUAUAUUAUUUCGAGACCCGUUGUAUCUGUGGGUUAUUUACUUGUAUUCUGCGUUAACUACUAGUGGUUUAAACUUAGGGGAUUUUGCAAGGAUGUCAAUAUUGGUAUGAUUUAUUUAGAGACACUUAGAAGUCUAAUUUGUAUUUGAGCUCACUUGUUUAAUACAAAGAACAUUUAAUAAGUUAUUAUAAUAAUAUGUGUACCAGAGAGUUUGUGGACAAUUAUAUUUCUGGGGUAUACACUGAGCACCAACUAAACCAUUCUAAUUAUUGAUUUUAAGUAAAAAAAGUUAAUAGAUAAAUUGAUAAAAUUAUAAUCAUGACAUCAGAAAAAGAAUAUAGAUUUAAAUUAAUUCCAUGUUUACAUUUAAUAUUUUUGAGAUUAAUAUACAGGAUUAUCUGUUUUUGAACUCUCUAUAACUUUAAAGAAUUAAAAUUACUCAAAUGAAUUCUUUGGGGAUCAAUUUAGUAAGACAACAUCUAAACCAAACAUCUGCAGUAGGCUGUUUAACUGACAGAUUUUUGAGAAAAGUGUUCUGAGUCACUGUAAGUUGUAAGUUAAUCUACAAAAAGGGCAUUAUGGAUUUUUUUCAUCCUUCAUCUACACUCUUAUUAGAUAAAAUUUUUUAAAUCUUUUCUAGGGGGUUGGUGAUGACAUCAUAGUAUGUAGUUUUUUUAUGAAUUAUGAAAUACCACAAAAACCUCAUAUUAUCAAAAAUGAUGACCAUUACUUUUCCCAUCUUCAGCUCCAUUCUUUCCCCAUUAUUUUAUUUAUUGAAUAAUAAAAGUUAAAAUGAUGUGGUAACAAAUAAUAUUCCUUGAUGUUUUGAUUUUCAUAUCACAAUUUCUUUAAUUGUAAAUAAAUCCAUUAAAAUUUUGCUAUUUUAUUUAUCUUAUUGGUAUCAUCAGUAACUUUAAUUUAUAAUUGUUGCUAGAUCGUCCUUUGUGUUUAAAAUUCCUUUCCCUCAAUUUGGGAGGUGUGAAAAUCUUUUUUUUAAAUGGUCAUAAAUUCGAAGAAUAAACUCAGCCAUCAAUGGUUGGUUCUUGGAUUGAGUUAAACCACCAACUCUCAAAGGAGACUUUACUACUUUUAUUUUUUUUUAAUUAUAAGUGUAGGGAAAAGAAGUUUGAAAUGUAAAUAUUGAAAAUUAAAUAAUUUUCAUAUGAGAAAUUUAGAAGUACUAAAAUUUUGAAUCUACUACAAAUGUUAAUAUAAUUUCAAAUUAACACGUGUGAGAUCACACAUACUUCCUGAUGCAAGAGGUCACAUGAAUGCAAUUUUGUCAUGCUUACUCUUUAUUAUUUUCAUUUAAUAUGAAAUAUUCUCGAAAAAUCUUGUGAUUAGUAUAGUAAACUGUCUCUCAGAAUAUAUUGUUAAUACCGUAAUAAUAAUAAUCUGCAUAUCAAACUUGGUCAGUAAAAACACAUUAUGUGUAAUGUACAAUUUAUCGCAAAUUAUCGAAUGAACCUUUUUGAGCAUAUAAAUAAAAAUUAUUUUUUUAUUUCAAAAGGAAAUUUGUCCAAUAAAAAAUAAACAUGCAAAAGUGUAACUUGAAUUUAUUAUAAAUGAGUGAUUGUAUUUAUAAAAUUAAAUUGUCUCAGGAUAUUAAAUUGGGUGCAGAGAACUAAAUAAUUUUAAUUGUUCUUAAAAAAAAAAUGAGUGAGAUUAUCAUAGUUUAAGAUCUUGUGAAGAAAUGUAUAAAGAGUUCAUAAGCUGCUAAUAUUGAUAAUCACAUUAAUAUCUCAGAAUUUCAAAAAUUGCAGCAAACUGCAACGGAUGUGUUCUCUUGUGUGUUAAACUUCAUGGUGUCUGAAGUCAGACAUUAUUUCAUUUAAAAAUUAAACCAAUAUUGACUCCUUUCUCCUUUAUCAGUGGCGCAGCAAGAGUCUAAGGUUCAGGAAUCUUCUUCAAAAUAUUUUUGUUUUUAAACCGUAAUUAUUUUUGUAAAUGAAUUAGCUACAGAAUUUAAUGAAUGGAAGUGUUAUAUGGAAUGAAAUAUCUAAUUUGAUGUGUUGCGUUUUUAUUCAAUAACAAUAAUUUGAAAUUAAUUUAAUUUCAAUUCCCCUGAGCAAACUAUCUUUCUGCGCUACUUCCUGUAAAUAUGAACAAAUUGCACAAAGCUUGGAAUUUGUAACCAUCCUUACUAUAAAUAAAUAACUUCCAGACCACUAGCUUCUUCCGUGAUAGUCCCCGAGAUUCUAAAUUAAUGGUAUUGAUUUAGAUUAGUAUAAUGUGAGUAGGUUUUUAACGUUUGUAAUAGUUUUGUACAGUUUUCUUCGAUUAACGCACUGUUUAUAGCCUAUUGUUAAUCGCUUUACAUAACUUUUAUUACAAUGUAACUAUAUUGUCAUUGAGUGUAAAAUUAAAGUUGUGUAACCUUAAGCACUAAAGACUGAGCUCAUAAGCUGUAACGUAAUACGUAAAUGGGUAGCAAUUUUUUGUACAUUGCAGGUAAGCUAAUAUGUUGGCUGUAAUCUUCGCUCUUUUCUUAAUUCUUUUUCAAUUUAUAUUUAUCGUUCAUAUCGGAAAAUAAUUUUCAUUGAAUGAAAUCUUGAUUUCUGUUCAAAACUUCAGUUGGCGUAACUGUUGCUUGUACAUGUGUUUUCAGUAACAAUUUAUGGUUUUGAGGAUAGUAAAACGUUUUUAUGUAACUGAAGAUUAGUUUUGGAUUCAUUGGUAUUGCCCCUUUUGGAAUUAAUUGAUGAUUAAUUAGGUAUUCUUACCUUUGUUAAAUCCAAAAAUAACUCUAAGGUGUUGUUAAAAGUUACAUGUUUCUGAAAUCCUUCCAUCAUCAGAGACAAGAUAAAUAAAAUGUGAUCUGCCAAAUGGCUUCGUUCUUCUAGUUAAAAUCGUAUAACAUAUUACAUAAAAAAAUACUCAUUUUGAAAAACAUAUUAAAACUCUUUGGAGGCGUACAUAUACAUGGCAAACAGUUUAACAACAUGUUGCGUGUAUAUGUGUUGUAUGAUUUUAACUACAAGAACGACACCAUUCAGCGGAUCAUAUUUUAUUUUGUGUCUGAUGAUGGAAUGAUUUCCGAAACAUGUAACUUUUGACAACACCUCAUGGUUAUUUUUUAGAUUUGACAGUGGUAAGAAUACCUAAUUAAUUGAAGAUUAGUGCCAUGAUUAAUUUUGUAUUAUGUGAAAUAGUACCGUCCAUCACAAAAUUAAACGUUCUUCUCUUUCAUAGCAAAUAUCUAUUCUUUUAUUGACAGGAAUAUAAGAAAUACUGGAAUGUACUGUUCUAAAUAUCAGACUAAGAAUGUUGACUAACUUACAUGUAGCUUCUAAGCAGGCUGUUUGCUUGAGUGCUGGCUUUGUGUUAACUAUUUUAAUCCAUAGAUUUAGCAGAUUGGUCUGACAGUAAAAACUUGCGUCUAAAAGUAAGAUUUAUUUUCAAACUAAGAGUACUGAUUCAAAGUGUUUUCUCAUCACUGAACGCUCAAUAUUCAAUUUGAUAAAUAUGCCCUUGACAUGUCCAAAUAAAAUUAUAAUUGAAAUUUUUUAAAUAAUUCCAUAUUAUAAAGGUCAAGUUUUCUAAGUCUAUUCAGUACAGACUAAGAAUCUAAUUCAGUGUUCUUUCUUUAAAGAUGAAUUACCUUAUACUUUUUCCUACAUUUAUUUCAAUAUUACUUUAUACCGGGGCCUGGGCUCCAUCACUCGUUUAUUUGAAGGGAUCGUGUCAACAGAAGUCUUCUGUCAAAGGGUACUGAGGAAUUUAGGAACAUUCCUCCUCUAAACAUACGAAAAAAUGUUAACAUUGAAUGGAUUCUGAUCCAGAAUAAUGCAUAAAAGUUUAUAUUUCAAAAAUCUAUAAGGAGAAGACAAAAUCUAAGAUUGUAAUAAACAAUGAUAAGAAUCUUAUUCUAUAAUGCAUUAUUUUUCCAUAAAGUUAAAUAUAAAAGUAUAAAAUAUUUUCAAGUGGUUAUUAUGGAAUUAAAAAAUCAAUGUUUUAUUUAAAAUUUACAAUGAAAAUUUGUAUUUAUUGAUGUGGUAAAACUUUUAUAAAGAGAUCUCUAGUUCAAUAAAUUAUAACACUAAAUUAAUAACAUACUUUAUGAAGAAUAAAAGUUCAGAACUUAACAAAAUUUUCUAUGUUAUUCAAAGAAUUAUUCAAAGUUUGCAGCUAACAACCUUAAAAUGUGUUGUGAAGAAUAUCAUGUUGUUCAUUUAACUACACAACACAAUUGCCCAAUUCAGGAGUUUAUUUAAUUAAUUAAAAACAAAACACACUAAAUUUCAUUUUAUUUCAUGGGUAGAUUUAUUAAAUUGAAUCUGGAAGAUCCUUCUGGUCUAAAUCCUAACUUUCUUAGCAAUACAGCUUGCUCUCUGUUCCUCUAUACUUUUCAUAAGAUAGUAUUAACUAUGAUACCCUACAGCUGUGUAAUUUGUAUCAGCAUAAAUUUUAUAUUGUAUUUAAAUGCAUUUUAUAUUUGAUGUAAUGUAUUGUUUUGUAUGUAUAAAAUAGUGCCAAAUUUUAUUAAUUUUCUGUAUAUAGACUGUAUAG
Homalodisca vitripennis (glassy-winged sharpshooter) is the source of this 9062-nucleotide messenger RNA. Its product is annotated as roundabout homolog 2-like. NCBI's taxonomy places the organism in Eukaryota, Metazoa, Arthropoda, Insecta, Hemiptera, Cicadellidae. Gene Ontology annotation, cellular component: axon; plasma membrane. Gene Ontology annotation, biological process: axon guidance; cell-cell adhesion. The record is from RefSeq and is a predicted model, not a curated record. The transcript is spliced from 24 exons. Bases 183 to 3893 code for a protein of 1236 amino acids. Gene Ontology annotation, molecular function: protein binding.